AUGGCUAAUUCCACCAUGAGUGGGUUUCUUCUGAUGGGAUUUUCUGCCAAGCCUGAGCUAGAACUCGUCCAUGCUUCUCUGUUCUUAGUCUUGUACCUGGUGGCAGUGACUGGCAACAUCCUCAUUAUCACCGCAAUUUCCAGGGACAGCAGUCUGCACUCACCCAUGUAUUUCUUCCUGAAGCAUCUCUCCGUUUUGGACUUGUACUACAUUUCUGUGACUGUGCCAAGGUCCAUUUACAACUCUUUCAUGCACAGUGGCUACAUUUCCCUUGGGGAAUGCAUGGUGCAGAGUUUUGCUUUUGUUCUUUGUGGAUCAGCUGAGCUGUCCAUGCUGACAGUGAUGUCCUAUGACCGCUACAUGGCCAUCUGCUUUCCACUGCGUUAUGAAAUCAUCAUGGAUGUCUGCACGUGUAUCCACAGAGUCCUGGGUGUCUGGAUCAGUGGGGUCAUUUCUGGAAACAUGCACAGAGCUGCCACAUUCUCUAUUCACUUCUGUGGUUCCAAGAUUCACCAGUUCUUCUGUGAUGUCCCCCAGCUCCUGAAACUCUCUUGUUCUAAUGAGUACAGCAGUGACACUGGGGUCAGUGGAUUCAUUGUACUUGUGGCCUUUCUUUGUGUCACCUUUAUUGGACUGUCCUACACCCAGAUAUUCUCUACUGUGCUGUGGAUGCGCAGAGCUCAGGCCUUUUCAACUUGCCUUCCCCACCUUGCUGUUAUCAUUUUAUUCAUUUCAUCUAGUUUAUUUGAGUUUUUCAAGCCCCCUUUUGACUCUCCAAGUACACUGCAUGUUUCCCUCACUGUUAUGUACACAGCUGUGCCCCCAACACUCAACCCAAUGAUCUACAGCCUGAGAAAUCAAGCCAUGCAGGUAGUUCUAAGAAAGGUUUUCCAAGUAAGAAAAGCUGACCUUUUAAGUUGA
Messenger RNA from Condylura cristata (star-nosed mole), 921 nucleotides. RefSeq names its product olfactory receptor 14J1-like. Gene Ontology annotation, biological process: G protein-coupled receptor signaling pathway. NCBI's taxonomy places the organism in Eukaryota, Metazoa, Chordata, Mammalia, Eulipotyphla, Talpidae. Gene Ontology annotation, cellular component: membrane. Gene Ontology annotation, molecular function: olfactory receptor activity; odorant binding; G protein-coupled receptor activity. The record is from RefSeq and is a predicted model, not a curated record.